CCACGCAGCCACUGCCGCUUCCUCUAUAAAGGGACACAAGCGUCCGUCGGGGCCCAGGCACUGAGCAGAUUUUCCCCAUGACACCACCUGGACAUCUCCACCUCCUGAGGGUGCUUGGCAGCCCCUUCCUCCUCCUCCUGGGGCUGCUGCUACUGGCCCUGCCACCAGGGGCCCAGGGUCUCACUCGUAUUGGCCAGUCUACAGAUCAACACCCCCACAAGCAUUCCUUCUAUGGCACCUUCAACCCUAUUGCUCACCUUGUUGGAGACAUUCACACCCCCGGCUCACUGAGCUGGACAGCGAACACAGAUCGCACCUUUCUCCAUGGUUUCACUGUGAACAACAAUACCCUCGUGGUCCCCACGGCUGGUCUCUACUUCGUCUACUCUCAGGUGUUCUUCAGUGGCAACAGCUGUCCUUCUGACGGCACCCCUCUCCUCCUAACCCAUGAAGUCCAGCUCUUCUCCUCCCAGUACCCCAACCACGUGCCUAUCCUCAGUGCCCAGACAUCUCUGUGUCCAGGGAUAGAAGGACCGUGGAUGCGCUCACUGUAUGUGGGCGCUGUGUUUGUGCUCACUCAGGGGGACCAACUCUCUACUCAGACAAACGGCCUCUCUCAUCUAGACUUAAGGCCCAGUAGUGUCUACUUUGGAGCUUUUUCUCUGUAGAACUUGGAAAAGUCUAGAAAAGAAAAAGAUAGACAGAAAUUGAUUUCAAGGCCUUCUCCCUAUUUAUCUCCAUUCUGACCAUUUCAAGGGUUACAGUAACUCUCCUUUGCCCAUCCCAACAGUCUCAAGACGUCCACUCCAGUUACCUGGAGCUUUCCAGGCAUUCCAGCAGUCCAACACUUGUGUGGAACAUGCCGAGGCUCCUCUGAGGAAAUCCCUAGGACAGAGCUGCGUGUCUGUCCCGCUUGUCUAGGUCAGGGAAACAUGGACGUGGAGAUGAGCUGUCACAGAGAACUUGAACAGAUGUCAGGGAAGGGGAACUAUUUAUCAAGAAGGAAAUUAAGUUAUUUAUUUAUGGGAGAUGACGAAGAGCAAGAGGAGCAAUAAAAAGGCAUCAGGAGAAAAGAGAGAGCGAGCCCAGAAAUGGAGAAUGAGAACAUAUGCACAUGGGGCUCACCUAAAGGGAGGUGGAGGGAAAAGUAGAUCUGAGGGACUGAGGGGGUCUAAAAGGAAGCAAAAGGCUAGCCAUUGCUUGGCUGGAUACCCACAAGAGCCAUCUGCACCCUCAAUGAAGCCCAAUA
Messenger RNA from Dipodomys ordii (Ord's kangaroo rat), 1249 nucleotides. It is a transcript of the gene Lta, whose product is annotated as lymphotoxin alpha. The record is from RefSeq and is a predicted model, not a curated record. Lineage: Eukaryota; Metazoa; Chordata; Mammalia; Rodentia; Heteromyidae. The transcript has 4 exons. The coding region runs from base 78 to 668 and encodes 196 amino acids. Gene Ontology annotation, biological process: immune response. Gene Ontology annotation, cellular component: membrane. Gene Ontology annotation, molecular function: tumor necrosis factor receptor binding.